AUGGCUAAACGCACAAGAGAAGACUUUGAGCCUUCAUCUCCAGAAUCAGGAACUACAGAAGAAUUAGGCGCUCCAGUCCGCUUAGUUGUACACCCGACUCUCCUCGAUACACCAGCACCAGCAGCAAAACUCCUUCAUCUAGGCGGUGAAGCUGUCCAGCCCACGAACAAAAUGAAGUGCUCCCUCCCACCACAUCGUGGCACCAUUACCUUUGCUUCCUAUGAGGAGUACGAUGUUCAUUAUGCGAAGACCCAUGUCAAUCGGUGUCUGGAGUGUAGGAAGAAUUUUCCAACCGAGCAUUUUCUGAACCUACAUAUUGAGGAGAACCAUGAUUCGUUGAUCAGUGUGAGAAGGGAGAGAGGAGAGAGGACUUAUUCAUGCUUUGUUGAGGAUUGCGAUAGGAAAUGCUCCACUCCCCAGAAGAGACGCAUGCAUCUCAUCGAUAAACACAUGUUCCCCAAGGACUAUGAUUUCUUUGUGGUCAACGAUGGUAUUGACAGGCGAAGCUCAAUGCUACGAACUGGAAAGCACCGAAGAAGAAGUUCGGCUGCUCACCAUAUGACAGAGAUCGAGGACCGGACAAGGAGACGCAACUCUACUCGGGACUCGACCAAUGCAACAAAGGAAGUCGAAGAGACCAAGGACGACGUGGAUACUGAAGAGAGUCCCGAGACGAGUACUAUCAUGACUCCACCAAGCUCCAAAGGAGAUGCAGAUAUGGACGUACUUUCUGGCGCAAUGUCCUCACUGACAUUUGUCCCUCCGAGCGUCAGGUUUGGUCGAGGAAAUAAAGGGAAGGCCUUCAGCAGGAGCUGA
Mollisia scopiformis is the source of this 816-nucleotide messenger RNA. RefSeq lists its product as uncharacterized. Lineage: Eukaryota; Fungi; Ascomycota; Leotiomycetes; Helotiales; Mollisiaceae. The record is from RefSeq and is a predicted model, not a curated record. Bases 1 to 816 code for a protein of 271 amino acids. The transcript is spliced from 2 exons.